This is a messenger RNA of Monomorium pharaonis (pharaoh ant), 816 nucleotides long. RefSeq lists its product as uncharacterized. The transcript has a single exon. The coding region runs from base 1 to 816 and encodes 271 amino acids. The record is from RefSeq and is a predicted model, not a curated record. NCBI's taxonomy places the organism in Eukaryota, Metazoa, Arthropoda, Insecta, Hymenoptera, Formicidae.
AUGACCACCCCUGUGGGUACCGAUUCUUCGUCGCGGUCGCAGUCGCAGUCACUGGCUAGUGUUGAUGUCUCAACCAAUGAACUUUUGCUGAAGUUGCUUGAACAACACAGGGCGUCUGACGCCAAAUUCUCUGCUUUUAUCGAGGAACAGCGACGUACUAAUCAGGAGCUUAACGCUAAGCUAAAUCAAUUAAAUGUUGUUGCUGGAAAUGUGGAGAGAAAUAGUCAGCGUAUCACUUCGUUGGAGCAAAGCUGUGCUACCAUUGCGCGUGACGUGGGUGACUUAAAGAGUCAUCAGAGAUCGUCUGAAUUAGACUCGCAUAGCCGAACACACAAUAUGCUUAUCAUAUCUGGCGUGCCAUCCACGUUGUCUAUUACCCCUUUGACUCUUGUUCGCAAUGUGUUUACGAAGCUUGGUAUCCCUGAACUGUCGUGCCAUAUUUUGGAGAUUAGGACCGUUGCUCGUGAAUCAGGUCGCGCAGUGUCUCAUGAUCGUCCUUUGCCGGUCUCUACCUCCGUUUCACUCUUUGUCACUUUAGCUUCUGUUGCUGUUCGUGAUAUCGUCAUUUCGAAGAAGCGUGCGCGUCGUGUGCUAGUGCAAAGUGAGGUUUGCAAGAACGAUUCAGGCGGAAAUAUUUACGUGAAUGAGCUGCUUCCCAAAAACAUAUAUGAACUGCUGAAGCAAACAAAGCAUACGGCCAAGAAGAAAUCAUAUCAAUAUGUAUGGGUCAGCAGGGGUCGUGUUAACGUUAGACGCUCGGAUGGCGAACCUGUGAUUCGAGUGGACUCGGUGGCUGACCUUGAUAAGUUGGCUUAA